UCCUUCCAUUUCUCUCUUUGUGCCAUUUCAGCUGACUUAACACCACCCAAGAAACGAAAAUAUCGACCUCGAGGGGGUGGAGGAGGAGGUAAUAACGGAGCUGAAGGAGGUUUUGGUGUUGAAAAUGACACCGGUAAGUCCACCGACCAUGAAGAUGGUGGUGGCACAAAUGAGGCCUCUUCUAUGCGUUCUGGUUCUACCAAUGGAGAUGGUGGUACAUCAACAGUGGCGGGUGGUGGAGAUGACGACGUUCAGAGUGCUGGUGAGGGGACAUCCACUUGUGGCAAUUCCGGUCGUGUCUUUGAUGACCCCAACAAACCCAGUUCUUCAGGCUGGGGUGAAAAUCCUUAUGACAAGGCGGUUGAACUCAAUCGAGGCCUCUCCGAAUUAAUCGGGAAGCUGGUGGAGUUGCAGCCAAAGGAACCAGCCGGUUACCAGGACUACCUCCUUGUGACAAGAGACUAUCUCUUAGCUGGUUUUGUACCUCAACAUAUCUCACGUCGUCCUUGUCCCCCUGAAUUGCCUCCCCCUUUAGCAGAGUUGUUUGAAGAGCAGGAAGAUGAGCGUUACGCUCAGGCUCUCAAACAUCAGUCAGAGAGGGAGCAACUCCGACUCUGUGCUGAACAGUCUGUACUGCGAGCUCAGACUCGAGCCACAAUCGCCCUCGCUAAUCAACCUCGUCCACUCUCCUUCUGUUCUGUUCUGGCUCUCAAGGGCUUCACAUACCUGCCGAUUUUUAAGGAUUCUGAGCAUAGGGUGGGGUUUUUAUCUAUAUUUUUGUCCUUAGAAACAUCGGGCUUUGCUGAUGUGCGUCUUCUGCCUAUUUUAGGAUGA
Molecule: messenger RNA, 834 nt
Organism: Rodentolepis nana
Lineage: Eukaryota; Metazoa; Platyhelminthes; Cestoda; Cyclophyllidea; Hymenolepididae
Source: the annotation of a GenBank genome assembly